CAUAGACUAUCUAUCAAUCUAUUGUUUAUUUUGUUUUCAUGAAAAGUGUGGUUAAAAAUGAUGUUUAUAACGAAAAAAUAUUUAAAACUUUUUAAUCGUUUUUAAAUAAGUGAUAAGAAAUAUAAGGCAUUUUCAUUCUGUAAACAUUUUUAAAAGAUGACAUUUACAUUCUACUUAUAUUAACUUUAAUUUCUGAUAACGAAUUAAACAUGGGAUCAAACGAAUUAAAAACUAACAAAAUUUGCAGAACUUGCUUAAGUGAAAACGAUGAAAUGAGGUCGUUAUUCUCUUCCGAUGAGACUUUUGAAAAGUGUGCAAAACUGUAUGAAAUCUUAAUGAAGAUAACAACUUUUAAUGCAAGUGAAGAUGAUGGAUUACCAACACAAGUGUGCUUACAAUGUGCUACAUUCUUAUGCAAAGUCCAUUCCUUUCAACUAAUGUGUGAAACUUCAGAGACUACUCUAAGACAUCUAUUAACCACAUCAACACAUGAAGAGACAGCUUCUUCAUAUAUUAAAAUUGAUGAACAAGUUGAAGAUAACAAUAGCGAUACAAAGAUAGAUUUCAGUAGCGAUUAUGAUGAUGUAAAGUCUAUAGAUACCAAUUUUGAAUUAAUUUCUAGAGACAUUGAGAAAGAAGUUAUUUUGGAGGAGAGAAAUGCUGAUGAACCAAAAGACAGUAAUACAGGAAAGGAGUCAUGUAAGGAUGAUACAGAACAGCCAAUAUAUCCUUGUGAAGAAUGUACUGCUUGCUUUACCACAAAAAUUGAUUUAAAAGUUCACAAUCGAAUCCAUUCAAAAUGUGACCGUCAUACUUGCAAGGUCUGUAAGCAAAGUUUUGCCAGUGCUAGUACACUAUGCCGUCAUAUGAAAGUUCAUAACGGUAUUAAACGUCAUUUGUGUUCAGAAUGUGGAAAGGGCUUUUCGAGAUCAGACGAUCUUACACGGCACCUAAGGACUCAUACCGGGGAAAAACCUUUUGGUUGUAAAAUAUGCGGCAAAGCAUAUGCGCAAUCGUUUAGACUUUUGGAACAUAUGCGAGCGCAUGCAAACGAGAAGAGUUUCAUAUGCUCUUCAUGUGGGAAAGCAUUUUCACGGUACACAAGUCUUGCUGCUCAUUGCAAGACUCAUAGUGGAUAUAAAAGUCAUGAAUGUACAAUUUGUGGUAAAAGACUUUGUGGCUCAGGUUCUUUGGCCAUGCACAUGAAAAUUCAUACGGGGGUUAAAGAUCACAUUUGUCCCUAUUGUGGUAAAGGAUUUACGACCCCCAGUAACUUAAUUAUACAUAAAAGAACACAUACGGGGGAACGACCUUAUGUGUGUAAGACAUGUGGAAAAGGAUUUCCUGAUCCUUCCCGUCUAACAGUACACCACAGGUCACAUAGCGGCGAGAAGCCCUACGUGUGCACCACAUGCGGUAGAGGAUGCGUUAGUUCUUCUCAAUUAAAGAAACACGUUCGAAUCCAUACGGGUGAGAAACCCUACAGGUGCAGCAUGUGCUCAAAAGCAUUCCCACGAAGCGAAGAUCUCCGAAUUCAUGUAAAAACUCACACGGGAGAACGGAAUUAUGUUUGCGUUGUGUGCAGGAAGGGAUUUUACCAAGCGUCAACUCUAAAGGUUCAUUUGCGAAUUCACACGGGGGAAAAACCGUACUCGUGCCCACUAUGUGAUAGGACUUUUUCUCAAACGGGCCCUCUUUCUACACACAUGAAAAUUCACCAUCCGUGCUCUUCAUAAUUAUAAUUUAAGAUAUUUACAUUGUUUUAACGCAUUAUUUAUACUUUCGCUUACACGUCGAUAAAUAAUACAUAAUCUGUUUACGAUUAGCCUAAAACGUGAAAGUAUUUUCAAUGUUCAAUCAUGCGUUUUCUCUUUUGUUUUGAGACGUUUCGUAACAGUUGAAAGAACACAGGAACCUAAUUUGUUCAACUACCCAAGACUGCAUGUUUCCUGUGAAAUUAUAAACUUUAAAAGUAAAUAAUUCUAAUUAAAUGCUUCUUACUCAUGUUUUUGUGUUAAUCAAAUCUUAAAUUCUGAUUUCUUCAUUUUAAUACAUAUAAUAUAAGUAUUAAAAAAUAGGUACUUGUACCUAGUUUGUGUUUCAGUUUAGAUUUCUUAAAAAACGAAGACUAUAGACAUAUUUGCAUUGUUAAAGGGCAUAGUUAACUGUAUAUGUAGAUACCUUACACAUAAUCGUUGUACAUAUAUUUAUUAAUUAUUAAAUCAUUUUAUUUAGAUUUUUAUAAAAAAUGCCCUACUUAUACUCUCACGACAUUUUUCUAUUUUUCUUAUUUUGUAUUUGUAACCAAUUGAAUGUAAAUAGUAAUUUACAAUAGGAAUUAAUAUUAUUUAUUGAAAUGUAUUACCCAGAUAUUAAA
This is a messenger RNA of Agrilus planipennis (emerald ash borer), 2377 nucleotides long. RefSeq names its product zinc finger protein OZF-like. The transcript has 8 exons. Gene Ontology annotation, molecular function: zinc ion binding. The coding region runs from base 210 to 1736 and encodes 508 amino acids. The record is from RefSeq and is a predicted model, not a curated record. Gene Ontology annotation, cellular component: nucleus. Lineage: Eukaryota; Metazoa; Arthropoda; Insecta; Coleoptera; Buprestidae.